This is a messenger RNA of Candidozyma auris, 909 nucleotides long. RefSeq lists its product as uncharacterized. Bases 1 to 909 code for a protein of 302 amino acids. NCBI's taxonomy places the organism in Eukaryota, Fungi, Ascomycota, Pichiomycetes, Serinales, Metschnikowiaceae. The transcript has a single exon. The record is from RefSeq and is a predicted model, not a curated record.
AUGGCAUCUGUGGAGAAUACACUGAGGAAAACCAGCUCGGAGUCUGACUCAGAUAGUGAUAAGUCGUCUCUAUUCGACUCAGCUCCCUCCAGCCCGUCAUCCACCUCGGCAUUGAAAGAGGAGCGUAAACUCAAAAAGCUGCCCGACUCGAAAACGCCGUCAACGUUCAAAAAGGAGGACCUUCACCACUCUGUUAGGCCCUCGAGGCCAGUAUCUCAGUAUGUCACUCCUCCGCUACCGAUGGAGGAGAAAGCGAAAGUUUCUAGCUUCAUGAGAGGCUCAAAGAAUGUCCAGUUAAGAAAGAAGCAUGACCCUCAAAAGAGAUACUCCACAACUCUGGCAGACCUCCGGCUCCCGCCCUCGAGAAUGUCUGCUCAGAAAGAGCACUAUCGUGUAGAAUCCCGAGAGCGUACCUUGAAUUCACAAACUGCAUCGACCUCUCUGAAAGAUCGAUCCAUAAUUUCUGUUCCUAGAGCGCCCAAUUGGCAGUUACCACCACACAUUCAAGCCCAAAGAAGAAUGAGUCCUUAUACUCACGACAAAAGCUCCAAUUCUCGACUAGGGCUGAUACGGCAACAGCCACGCUCUGCAGAUUCGGACCCUGCAAACGUUCUCAAACUCAAAAUCUCGUGCACAGAUACUCCUGAAGAUAUCGUGGCGAUUAAGCUUCGAAAAGAUCGCCUACGCAGCCCGACAGAACUCGUCGAUGUCGUCAUGUUUAAACUUGCAGGCAAGUUGCCAUGUUCGAAGGAGAAGGUGAAGAUUUCGUUGGUGUUUCCAGACUCCUCCCUCAAACCAGUCAAGCUAAAAUCUCCAAGUAGCCAUGGCGCUCAACCGUAUGCGUCUGAAGACUUCAUGAUGGGCUACAUCCAGGCGAAAAGAAAAAUAUACGUUCGGGUCUCUUCUUGA